This is a messenger RNA of Penicillium verhagenii, 2220 nucleotides long. RefSeq names its product protein kinase COQ8. Gene Ontology annotation, biological process: ubiquinone biosynthetic process. Gene Ontology annotation, cellular component: extrinsic component of mitochondrial inner membrane. Bases 1 to 2220 code for a protein of 739 amino acids. The transcript has a single exon. The record is from RefSeq and is a predicted model, not a curated record. Gene Ontology annotation, molecular function: kinase activity. NCBI's taxonomy places the organism in Eukaryota, Fungi, Ascomycota, Eurotiomycetes, Eurotiales, Aspergillaceae.
AUGUCUGGCCGGCGCUUGCUGGACGUCAUUCAAUUACUCAAUGUCUCGAAGACUGUCGCCGUAAAACAUUGGGCUAUACGUCAACGUCAGCUAGAUGUCUACACUCGGACUUCGUCGCUCACCAAGGGCAUCAAGGAACAGACCGAAGGGCUGAUCCUGACCGCACAAGCCGCUGCCGCUCUCGCGCGUCGAUUCGAUGAAACAUCGCCACCUCCUCCAACCUCCCCGUCACCGUCGUCAUCCCCCGAUGUCUCCGCCGACCCAUCGGCCGACUCUGCUCGCUCGACUAGCUCCCAGCUUGCGGAAAAGAUAACCACCCCCACAUCGGACACCACCCGCGUUCAUGAGGAACCUCAGUCGGAAUUCCAGGUCCCUUCAGAAACCGCGCAACAUACUGGCACUGAGAAUCCCUCCGACUUGAAUAUCAGUAAACAACAGGAUGUUUUCUACGAGCCUUCGCUACAGACCGCGCCGGACACAUAUUCGCUGCCGCGCGUGACAAUUCCGCAAGCUGCCGGAGAUGUUCAGGCCGGGGGAGGUGAUGGGUUAAACGCCGACGUAUUCCAUGCGACUACUGGCCCCGAAGUGAAAGCUACACCCGUGGAACAGCAAGAGAUUCCGGAGGAGAUGAUGCAAGAUAUUUUUCAAAGCCCACGGGUGUCUCGAUUGCUUGGAGGGAAAUCCAAGCCCAAACGCGACUGGCUUGCAGAGAGAUACGGCCCUCGGUCUACUCCGCCAAUUGCGACUUUGGCACCGAAAUCCCAGGCUCCAUUGAAGCCCGAGGAGAAGGAAAAUCAGAAACUGGCCGCCAGUGUUGCGGAGGAGGUCAUCGCGCCAGUCGCGGAGGUAGUGGCCAAGGAGAAGGCCGUGCCUUACCAGAUGAUGGAAUCGCGCGUUCCCUCUUCUCGCCUUGGUAGAUUGUGGCAGUAUGGAGGGUUGGCAACAUCAAUGGCUUUUGGUGCCGUGAGUGAAACGGUCCGCCGAGCCACGGGAAGCCAAGAAAGUGGCUCUAUCAUGUUCAGCGCAGGCAAUAUGGAACGAAUGGUAGCCAAGUUGUCCAAGAUGCGAGGUGCCGCUCUCAAGCUGGGUCAAAUGCUAAGCAUUCAAGAUUCAAACAUGCUGCCGCAGCAAAUCCAGCAAGUCCUGCAGCGUGUCCAAGACCGUGCCGAUUACAUGCCCGCCUCGCAGCGUGACAAGGUACUGGCCGACAACCUCGGUCCCAACUGGCGAGAUCUCUUUUCCUCGUUCGACGAGAUCCCCAUGGCAGCCGCUUCGAUUGGCCAAGUCCACGCCGCCGUCCUCAAGCGAACAGGCAAACCCGUCGCCGUGAAGGUCCAAUACCCCGGCGUGGCAGACUCAAUCGACUCCGACUUAAACAACCUGUCAAUCCUUCUAACCGCCUCUCGUCUGCUUCCACGCGGCCUAUACCUCGACAAGACCAUUGCCAACGCCCGCGUGGAACUCGGCUGGGAAUGCGACUAUCUCCGCGAGGCCGAAUGUAGCGCCCGCUUCCGCGACCUCCUCCACGAAGACCCCGUCUUCGUCGUCCCAGAGGUCAUGCCCGAGGCAUCAGGCAAGCAAGUCCUCACCAUGGAAAUGCUCGAAGGUGUCGCCGUGACCAAAAUCCAAGAUUUCACCCAGGACCAACGCGACUGGAUCGGCACCCAAAUCAUGCGUCUGUGUCUGCGCGAGAUCACCGAAUUCCACUACAUGCAGACAGACCCCAACUGGACCAACUUCCUCUACAACGCACGCACAAAUCGUCUCGAGCUCCUUGAUUUCGGCGCCUCGCGCGCGUAUCCUGCCGAGUUUAUCUCGACCUAUGUGCAGACUCUCGUCGCGGCUGCUGGUAACGACCGAGUCGCGUGCCAUGACCUCUCGGUUAAACUGGGUUACCUUACUGGCCUUGAGUCUCAGGCUAUGGUUGACGCGCACGUCUCAUCGAUUGUCACCAUCGCUGAACCGUUUAUGCAUUCCUCGCCUGAUCUGUAUGAUUUCCAGAAUCAGACUAUCACUGAUCGAAUCCGUGCGCUUAUCCCGGUGAUGAUUCGGGAACGUCUUGCACCGCCUCCCGAGGAGACGUAUAGUUUGCACCGCAAAUUGAGUGGUGCGUUCUUGCUGUGUGCGCGGUUGGGUAGUCGUGUUCCCUGUAAGGAGUUGUUCGCUGAGGCUAUCCGUAAGGUGGAGCUGAAGGAAUUGCCUGUGGGUGAGCAGAAGUAG